Phymastichus coffea is the source of this 2596-nucleotide messenger RNA. RefSeq lists its product as uncharacterized. Bases 1877 to 2341 code for a protein of 154 amino acids. NCBI's taxonomy places the organism in Eukaryota, Metazoa, Arthropoda, Insecta, Hymenoptera, Eulophidae. The transcript has 3 exons. The record is from RefSeq and is a predicted model, not a curated record.
CGGAAGUGGAGCGCAAGAGCUUGUUGUCGAACGAAAAGAAGACAGCAGCGCGGCGACGGUAGUGGCGACGGCGGCGGCGGCGGCGGCGUCGGCGGCGCUCGGCGCAACAGAACCAGACUGGACCGUCUUCAUUCUCUCAUUUCGACAUUCGGGAUGGUAGUCGGUGGUUAGCGAAAUCCCUACCUCCGCGACGUCGAUGUUUAGAGCUAAGCAUUUCUCUCUCCCUCUCUCUCUCUCUCUCUCUCUCUCUAUCUCUCUCGCUCUCUCCCACCCCCGCUUCGCGCUCUCUGACUUUGAGCGUUCGGAACGUAUAAAAAGCGCGACGGAAAAAAGAAGCCCGACCGACAUAUCGGCCAGGGUUAACGCGCGGCGAUAUUCCUUUUGAUUCGGCGACCCGUCGCUUUUCUUUCUCUCGCUCGUUGGAGGUGGAGCGGCGAGACGAGUUGAGUUUAGAACGAGACCUACUUCUCGCGCGCGCCUGAGCGCAUCACACCGGGCGCCGUGUUUACGUCGUUUGGGAAGCGUUAGGGCUGUCUCGCGCCUCGGAUUGAUCGACGACGCGCCGUCGAGCACGCGACGCGUUACGCUUCUGACGACGAUGACGCGUGCCCGCCGAUUUAUUUCUGGAGGGCUCAGUGUGCCACGGACUUGCGAUAUCAGCUGACGUUGCACUACAACUACAUUUGCCGCGUGCAAGCUGCCUCAAGCGCGCGCGCAAACGUAACCGUAUCACGCGGUGAUUGUAACUUCGCUACGAAAAAUAAGCAACGUCGAAGAAAGCCCAUUCAAGCGCUUCGAAAUAGACUGGCAAAAUGUAUCCCAUGUAAAUUAGCCUACAAACGAGUGAACGCCCGAGAAAAUAAGAUUACAAGCGUGGCGUUGAAAUAAAAAAAAAAAGAAACAAAGUCGCAAAACGUUCCCAUGUUAAAAUAAGCGAAGCUAUUUUCGUUACUGGACAGUCGCCCGUGAGCGCGUACGCGUACGUGCAGGCGCCCUCCCGCCGUUAUGCAAUGUUACAUUCGCUCCUCGUCGAGCGCUUUUCCCAUGGCCCGCGAAAGUCGGGCCGAGCAAGAAUGUCAUUUUGCUCGAAUGACACGGCGUCUCACUCCUUUCAUCGACUGCCGACUCGACGCGAGAAACGAGAAUUUUAAACGUCAUUUAGUUUUUGGCUUUUUUCGGCAUGUGACUCAGUGAAACAGACAUUUUCGAGGAGCGAAACGCGAGCUCCACCACCGGACUUCUAGGCUUAUGUUGGAAAAACGCGAAAGCUUUAGUGAAUAAAUGCAAUAAUUUUUUCACGUCUUUUGAGGCGUACAAUCUGUUUGGCACCGAAGCAAGAGCAGAAAACCAUUUGACAGUGGGUUAGGUUGGUAGAGGAAUAACUUUCGGUUAAACGAUUCCUUCCAAUGAGCUAUAAAUAACAAAUUUGUACGAGAGAUAGAUAUCUUCUUUACCGUGGCUUCUGCAAAGCUAAAGUUACCGACGUACGAUUAGAUAUAAUCUUUGCGACAUUGUUUAUCGACCGUAUUAUCCGCUGGAAGUGUGGAAAUCAACGUAUUUCAAAAUAUGGGUUUAUUGCAAUGUGUAUUUAAUCAACAUAUAUGAGUUCUCAGCACAUUGAACAUCGCAAUUAUCUUGAAAUAUACGGUAAUCCAAGACAAAUGAAUAAGUAAUAUAAACGGGACUCCAACGUAAACAAUUGAAUACGCAAUCGAACCGACAAGUUUUUAGAGCCGUCUGGAACAUUUUUCAUUGCAAAAACAAACUCUUAACGUGCGAUUAGCUAACGCUCUGGCAUAAUCGACGUAACGUAAGCACCAUCUUUAUGAGCUCGCAAUCAGACCUGUAUUAUGUACACUAAUACUGCCUUUUUUCCAUGAAGCGCUGUUACUUGGCAGCAAUGGGUUCUCCAAACAGUUUCGUUUUUCCGAAUCGAAUUUCGCUGCUGGUUUUAGCACUGAUUAUGUCGAGCAUUAUCGUGAUCAACAGCGAAAAAUUGUCAAAAUCGGAGGAACGCAGAUCCGAGAGAGAAACAAAAGUGAACAGGACUAGAAUUCUCAUGAUCGAGCGGAUAUUUCAUAGCGCAUUUCGUAAAUGUCAUCUGCCUGAUUCAAACGAGCUUGUACUACUUAAAAAUUGGCGCGAGCAACGUAAACAAUGCGUCCUCCGUGAUCUGCGCGAAUCAGAGUUAUGGACAAACGAAGAUUAUUUGGGUGAAAAUAAAAAUGAAGAGGAGAUCUCGAAGAGUCCAAGAGCCGACGAGAAACUAAAUAGCACCGGCGAUCCAAUAAUUGGAGCCAAAAAAACAUUCAACUACGGAUGUGACUCUUUAAUAUUUUAGUCAUGAAUGAGUGAUCGACGCUUUUUAAACGCUGUUUAGCGGAAACCCACACAGAUGUCAUUUGACAGAUACUUGAUUUCUUUAAAAUAACGAUGAAUGGAUGACCACUUGAUUAUUGACGAUGUACAUGGCGUUUUAGAUGAUUCGUGGGAUGGACACAAAAGUUACACCAGUUGAUUUACUCGAAAAAAAAAAUAUAUAAAUAAAUAAAAUAAACCAACGCUAGUCGUUACACGAUGUCACCAACAAAAACCA